ACGAGAUAGUCUCCGUCCUGAUAAUGGAGAGAUCUACGCUCAAACGACAAUUGAGUAGUCCGGAUCUUGAGCCUGCGAAGGCCCUGCGUUCGACGUUGAUUCCACAGCCAAAAGCCGGAUCUCCUUUGCUGAUACUGUCUACAGAAAAAGAUGGUUAUCGUCUGUGCAACCCAGCCGAUGAAAGGGUGGUUUACGAGACGAAGAGUGACCUUUCAGGCGAGGAGAGGAUCGAUCUUCCACCACUAGAAUCAUUGAAAGGUAGCCUUUAUAAGAUUGAGCGAGUAGGAGAGAAUAAAGUCAGGAAUAUAUUAUACAGUGAUUUAUCUCGUGGGGAUCCUCAUACUGCCGAAGAUCUGAGAGGUCGUUUGUGGGUAGGCGACAACAAGGAAGACUACGUUGUUGUGUGGCAUUUUGAAAUGAACGACUUUCUAGGGUUUUGCAAGAAAGGGGAUGAUCAUUACCGCGAGAUCUUAACAAGGACCGGUGUUCGCAGGGAGUUACGCGGUGUAAAAGAUAUGGUACUUAAAGGUUACAGUCUUUACGUUCUUGCCAUCCGUGACUUCAUUCGACACUUGGAUUUGUCUGGACAUGGUGAAGAUGGUAUCAAGGAUGUGUCCGAGAACCAUAAGCUUCCAAUGUGGAUGCCAAGUCUGAGUGUGGAUGAACAAGUAAGAGUCGACAUAGAUAAGAUCAGCUCAUCUAGUGAAAGCAUUGCUGUUACAAGAUCAGGUCAGGUUUUGGUUGUCUGUUCUUACGAGUUAGGUAACUCUGAAGUGCAUAGGAUGUUCCACGUGUACAAGAGAGAUCCUAAAGAUCUUGACCCUAAGACCUACUUAACCCAGCUUCUUGAGGUACAUUCUCUAGGUGAUGAGGCCCUCUUUCUCGAUUUGGGAACCACCGGGCCUGCUGACCAUACCCGUGGUAUUGAGCCUAACUCCAUCUAUUUCACCCAUGGUGAUCGUAUCCGUCACAGGAAUCCUUCACGCCCCGACAUCUGUGUCUUCAAUCUUACAACAAAGACCAUCAAACGCUUCCUUACUCUCUCCAACUUAAACGUCAAGGAUGCUCAGUGGUUUCUUCCUCUUGAUUCUUGCCUUCCUCAUGGUUUCUCCCUCGGCCUUGCUCUGUUUACUGUCAUCUUAUAAAUAAAUUCCGAAUUAUAAAAAGUUCAUAGUUCA
Messenger RNA from Arabidopsis arenosa, 1178 nucleotides. The record is from the annotation of a GenBank genome assembly. Lineage: Eukaryota; Viridiplantae; Streptophyta; Magnoliopsida; Brassicales; Brassicaceae.